AUGGCGCCUGGUAUUCUCAUCGACGAGCCCGCCCAAGCCCCUUCCGCAGGACCGUGGAAGGGCAAGAACGAUGACGCUCCUCGCGACAUCUUCCCUGACGGUAUCCGGACCUCGGGCCAGCACAACCCUCUAUACGACGUUCUGCGUCCGUAUGAGGAGUUUCCCAAGGAGAUCACCGGUCGUACCGUCUGGCACAAGGAGGAGUUCGAGAACAGCCCCGAGAAAUGGACGCACCGCUUCACUCCUGAAGAGGUCGAAGAACUUGGCCGCACAGCCGAUGCUUUCAUUGCCAGCGGCACUCCCCUUACCGGCAUUUCCAAGAGCAACUUCCCUCUCCCCACACUAAGCAAAGCCCUGCUCGAACUCCGUGAAGACCUCAUCAACGGCAAGGGUUUUAUCCUCUUCAAGGGCUUCCCGGCCCAAGAAUGGGGUCCUCACAAGACCGCCGUUGGCUACAUGGGUCUCGGCACAUACCUGGGCUACUUCGUUUCUCAGAACGGUCGCGGUCACGUCCUGGGCCACGUCAAGGAUGUCGGCGACGACCCGACCCAGAUUGACAAGGUCCGCAUCUACCGUACUACGGCCCGCCAAUUCUUCCACGCCGACGACGGUGAUCUCGUCGGUCUCCUCUGCGUCCACCGCGCCGCAGAGGGCGGCGAGAGCGACCUCGUCAGCAUCCACGCCGUCUGGAACGAGCUGCAGCGCUCGCAUCCUGAGGUCGCCGAGCUGUUGACCAAGCCCAUCUGGUACUUCGACCGCAAGGGAGAGAUCUCCGAAGGUCAGGAGGAGUGGACUCGCCAACCGGUGUUCUACAUCGAGAACGGCGGCCAGAAGCGCGUGUACUGCAAGUGGGACCCCUACUACGUCCGUUCUCUUACAAGAUUCUCGGACAAGGGCAUCAUCCCUCCCCUGAGCGAAGAGCAGCAGCAUGCUCUCAAGACUCUCGAGGACACUUGCCAGAAGCUCGCGCUUCACAUGAUCUUGGAGGUUGGCGACAUUCAGUUCCUGAGCAACGCGCACUUGCUGCAUGCUAGGACGGCAUACAAGGACUACCCUCCCCCGGCGCCCAGACGUCACUUGCUCCGUCUGUGGCUGUCGACGCCGGAGAUUGAGGGCGGAUGGGCCCUGCCGUUCCCCGACAGCAAGGAGAAGAAGCGUGGUGGUAUCCAGGUGAACAACCAGCCUCCUACCGCGCCGCUUGACGCGGAGUGA
Colletotrichum karsti is the source of this 1212-nucleotide messenger RNA. RefSeq lists its product as uncharacterized. Gene Ontology annotation, molecular function: oxidoreductase activity. The record is from RefSeq and is a predicted model, not a curated record. Bases 1 to 1212 code for a protein of 403 amino acids. The transcript is spliced from 2 exons. Lineage: Eukaryota; Fungi; Ascomycota; Sordariomycetes; Glomerellales; Glomerellaceae.